Molecule: messenger RNA, 483 nt
Organism: Eimeria maxima
Lineage: Eukaryota; Apicomplexa; Conoidasida; Eucoccidiorida; Eimeriidae
Exons: 5
Coding region: 1-483 (160 amino acids)
Source: RefSeq, a predicted model, not a curated record
AUGUGCAAGAAAACGAAGGGAAGACAGAGAAACUCGAGUUCUUGGGGCCCUCGACCUCCCGUGGUUUUGCCCUACUGGGAGCUGAAAGUUUCGGGAAAACCCGAAAACAUGGAGUUCCAACCUAAUAGAGUAGGAACGCGUUCCAGCAAUAAUUUCUACCAUCAAUCUUCUUCUGCUUGUGGUGUAUUUGCCUUUAAAUUUGAUAUUGCUGAGGAAAUUCGAGGUCAAAGACACGGAUCUGAGCGACUUCAUCGGCAAAGAUGGUGGGUUGCGGUAGCGGCCGUGGCGCCUAUUACAAGGCAAAAUACGGCGGUAGAGGGAGAGGUGGGAGACAGCAUCAUUCUGCGGGAGGAGGGGCCCCUCAUGGUUUUGCCUCGGCUGGAGGAGGGGGCCCGCAUGGUUUUGGCUCGGCGGGAGGGGGGGGUGGCCCAGACUAUACCGCCGAACGCAGGCCAUUUCAUGAAGAAGAAGACGAUAGUGUAG